Molecule: messenger RNA, 906 nt
Organism: Lithohypha guttulata
Lineage: Eukaryota; Fungi; Ascomycota; Eurotiomycetes; Chaetothyriales; Trichomeriaceae
Exons: 2
Coding region: 1-906 (301 amino acids)
Biological process (GO): mRNA splicing, via spliceosome
Cellular component (GO): precatalytic spliceosome
Molecular function (GO): zinc ion binding; RNA binding
Source: RefSeq, a predicted model, not a curated record
AUGUCUGAGCAUUGGAAGUCGACCCCAAAGUAUUGGUGCAAACAUUGCAGCAUCUACGUGAAGGACACUCCCUUCGAGCGAAAGCAGCAUGAGAACACCGGGAAGCACCAGGGCAACCUCAAGCGAUUUUUACAGGGCAUACAUAAAGAUCACCAAAAGAAUGAAAGGGAGAAGGAACGUGCAAAGACAGAAAUCGAACGCUUGAACCGUGUAGUCGGUCUGACCGCAUCGUCCACUACCUCUAACAGCCACGCUCCUCCAAAGCCACCCAAGACCGCCUCUACCACAUUAUCCGCUGCUGACCAGAAAAGGCAAUGGGCUCAGCUUGCGGAUCUAGGCAUCGCUGUUCCUGAUCACGCACGAGCAGAAAAUGCCAUGGCCGGCAGCUGGCAAGUCGUCUCUACUAAGGCUAUCGAAGGCGGUCCCCCUAGCGAAGACAAGGACAAUGUGUCCGUUGGUAUUCGAAAGCGACCGUUUCAGAACGACGCCGAGGAGGAGGAAACUGAAGAUGUUGUCGUCCGCAAAGGUUGGGGUUCGACCACCAAAUCAUAUCCGGGCUCGAAAGGUACAGCUGACGACUUAGGCGCCUUGCUUGCUGCACCUCUUUUUAAGAGUCGGAAAAAAGGACGUCAAGAUUUGCCAGUACUGAACGACACCACUGCGUCUCCUGACUUGACCGCACCUAAAGAUGAAGUCGUGAUCAAGUCUGACCCUUCUGUUGCAGUCCCCGAUCCUCUGACAGACCCAACGGUAAACAGUUUCAAUAGCGCUACAGCAUCUUCGGGACCAUUACCUGCCGGGACCAAAGCCGAGACCGUGCAGAUUGCAGCUGACAAUUCACAGACGCCCGUUUUCAAGAAACGGAAAGCCAAACAGCCACUCAGCACUCGUGAUCCUUCAGAGUGA